Lithohypha guttulata is the source of this 2382-nucleotide messenger RNA. RefSeq lists its product as uncharacterized. The coding region runs from base 1 to 2382 and encodes 793 amino acids. NCBI's taxonomy places the organism in Eukaryota, Fungi, Ascomycota, Eurotiomycetes, Chaetothyriales, Trichomeriaceae. The record is from RefSeq and is a predicted model, not a curated record. Gene Ontology annotation, molecular function: DNA binding; carboxy-lyase activity; zinc ion binding. Gene Ontology annotation, biological process: regulation of DNA-templated transcription; DNA-templated transcription. The transcript has 2 exons.
AUGCCGGUUAAUAUGGCGGAUAUUCCACCUGCACCUCAAGACCUAGAUGCCAAAGCAGAACCCUCGGACGAUGGCAAGCCUGGGAUGCUGGAAAUGAGCCAGGACGAGGUUGAUGCCAUUAUCAGGAACAAAAGGAAGGUUCGCGAUCCGAAAGCAUGUUAUGCUUGUCAUCGUCGGAAAGUCAAGUGCGACCGCAACCUCCCAUGUGACUCCUGUGUGAAAAGAGACCACCCAGAGCUCUGCUCAUAUGAACGGCCAACCAAGAAGAGACGUAUAGCACUAACCGCUGCCUUGGCCCAGACCGACGAUAAAAGUCCAGGUGCUGUUGAUAGACCACUUGAUUCAGGAUCCAAUAUAAUCGUUCCAAGGGAACAGUGGGAGAACCUCAAUCGCGAGCUUGCUCAGCUACGUGUGCAAGCCAAAGAAGAGAAGGACGACGACACCAGUGCUGCUAGCGAAGAACAUGCCGUUCCUGAGCUCACUGGCCACUCUGAUGACGGCGAUCGGGAAGGCGUGCAUGCUCCUAGCAAUCAAAUGGGUACCAUGCACCUUGGCUCUAGAUCUGUGCUAGCAUACAUGGUUGGCAACCGGACCAAGUCGACCCAAGAUGCCGCCAGAUUAUUGCUCGAGAAAGACAUCCUACCCAACCUAGGGCUCGAUAACGAGAACACAACGUACCCUUUCGUCGACCUUUGGAGUACUGACUCCAACGGGCAAGACGUGAACGGCUUGGUUCAAGCCCUUCCAGAUGAUAGCUUGUGCAGAGAGUUCUGGUUGACGUACCGAGACAUUCCUUGCGUUAUUUAUCCUGUCGUUCCGGAUGCACAAGCCUUCCAGAACAAUCUCGAGAUUUUGCUCCAGAAUCGAGCAGAUAUGGCAGGUACUGGUGUUCCACUCGAUCCCGACAGACCUUAUGGCGUCUCUAUGCCGUGGCUAGCACUUCUCUUCGCUGUGCUUGCGUCCGGCUCUCAAUCUACUGGUCGGCCUGCCAAGGAAAGAGAGUUGACUUCGCAAGUAUACAUAUGUUGUUCUUACCAAGCAUUGCGCAAUGCUCUCUCCUACAACAUGAACCCUGGGGUGAGCUACAUCAUUCUGGGUAUGACAUUGAGAAGCGCAUUCAGCAUGGGCUUGCAUGUGAACUCACCCAACUUUACUGAAGCUGAGAACUACCUGAGAUCGAGAAUAUGGUGGGCACUGGCCUGGCAGGACUCUCAUUUCAGUAUAAGCUACGAUCGUCCCAGCUCGAGCAUCAUGUGCUUUCCGAACUUGCCUUAUACCAGGAACAGCACACCAGGUGACAGGACUUAUGUUGAAAGCAUGACGGGUAUUAUCAAGCUAACUCAGAAGAUUCUGCGGGAACGUGCUUGUAAUCCGAAGCAUGCCAUGAGCUGGAGCAUGAUCAUGGAGUUCAAGGAUGAGGUCCAUCGUAUCUGGAACGAAGCCCAACCGCAACUCCGCGAUUCAGCCUUGUGUAUCUCUCUGAAGGACCAUCUCGAACGACUGGCAUUGCAAAUUCACUGCUCUUACUUGAUCAGCGAGAUCUGUCGACCGGCCUUGAAGGAGGAACAUCUUCCUGGCCCAACCUCGAACCCAUCUUGCUAUGGCAAGCAGUCUCCUGUUAUUUCACCUCCUGUCACUUCACGACGGAAGCCAUCCACCCAAGGGGAUUCACCAGCAACAACACCUGCAGAUCCUCAGGUCACGGCAAACCUUCGAUCGGAAUGUAUAGAAUAUCUGCAAAGAACUGUGGAGACUUAUAUUGAGCUUCGGUCCAUCAACAAGUUUGCCGCUCGUUCAUGGAUCGGUAUCCAAAGAUCAGUCUCGGCAGCCUUUAUGCUUGCUGUCAUGCCAGAAACCCAACGAGAGCCACGAAUCAUCGCUUUGCUCACCAGACUGGAAAGUGCCAUUGCUCAGAGUGCGAUUGAAGACAUUGGAUUCCGGACUGUAGACAACACAAGAAGUCCUACGGGCACAGACCUUGAGGGCCUGUCGAUGUCGAAUGAACAAGCGAGACCACCAUUAUGGGUGCGCAGUAUGACGAAGAGCUUGAACGCCUUAUCCAAGCUCAACGCAGCACUAGCCAGGGGUAGGCCCGGUAGUGUAAGCCAGCCGUUCAUGUCGUAUUCAACACCAUUUCAAUCGAUUGCGCCAGACAUGUCAGGAACUGUAUACAACUACAAUGUGCCGCCAAUAAACACGGACGUUCAGACAGAUAGCCAACACUUUCCGUCUUUCUAUAAUCACACGCCACGAGCAUCCGAGCGUGGAUCAAUAACGUCAAUAGCUCCUUAUACUCCUGAAUCGCUUGGAAGCGACUGGAAUUCCAGCAACAUCCCACAACGAGCGUUUGAGCAUAUUCCUCCAGGUAUCUGGGGUAGGUGA